AUGACUUCAUAUGGCCAGCCGCCACUAAGGCCCCUACCUCGAUCAACCGAUAAUGCUAGGCGCCCGUUUGAAAGCGAACAAUACGCAGGCGACUCAUACCUAAACCGAGCCGAUGGGGAGGAACAGAUAUUAGUACAUUUUCAUGAUGGAUUUGAUGGAAAUGCAACACCUGAGCAACAGACCUGGGACAUUGAAUCUAAUGCUAGAGCACAGCGGAUGAUCACAAAGCGGAGCUCACGGUCCUUUCCAGGGCGUGCUUCACGACAGAAAUCUCGACGGAGAGAUCUACUAGGUCGACCGAGCAAGCCGGGCAUCACUGUCGACACAAGUUUCACCAGGCACAGGGGCUCGGAACCGCACCAGGUGUUUCCACAAGAAUCGGAGAGAGGCAGCGGCUCUGUCCGCAAGUCACCGUGGUUUGGCCUGAGCAGGAAUUCAACCAGACACAAAGGUCUGGGAAUCACCAAGGGUACACCACAACCAGAACACAUGCAUCGGAAGAGGCAGAGCGUAGAUCGGAACGAAAUCGACACUGCUACGUCCAUGACUCCUAGCACCAAGUCCUGGCAAGAAAUUUCACCUUGGGACCGACGGAUUCCAAUAGGAAUCUCAGUUCCUACCGACAGUAUAUCCGACUUUAGCUCCCUACAAGCAAAUCGGCCGCGUGCUGGGAGUGACACUACUCUGGUAACACCAAGUAUCAUCAUUACCCCUGCGGAAGUGAAAUCGGCUUGGUCACCCGACACACCCUUCACAGAGUCGGACUAUACACCUAGUAUCUAUUCUCGCUACCAAACAGCUUUCGACAGAUCCAACGUCCCACCGGUCCCCGCUCUACCUGCUGGAAUGGCUCAACAUCCAGGAGAAGUUUCCAACAAUGACAUGCGCGGCUCGUCUGGCCACGCUCGAAAUGACACACUGGAUUCCGCUGGAACUGCGUUCGAAGAGGAUGACGAUUCCAAACGGAAAGAUCGCGUCAUGUCCACCAGCACCGUCUUUGAGGAGGAUGAAACGCCACUAAGUGCCAGGGCUGCCGAAAACUCGUUGGCCAUUGACACAUCAAUGGUACCUAUUCCUCGAGGGUCGCAAGGAUGGUGGACCGUCAUCACAACUCCAUUUGUUGCGACGCCUAAAUCGUCAACAUGGCCAGAUGCUGGACGGUAUGGGAAUAGUACGCCAGAUGUCCCAACUGUACCCAUCCAGUAUGGCAUGAGUAAAGCAGAAGCCUCCACGCCACCCCCCUCGCAAACCAAUACGUCGGCAGCUUCAGUAGCCAAUGUCCCAGUGAAGUCUGAUCCUGAAAAGGCGAUGGACCAUCAAACACCUCCAGAUUCCCACCGCACCGUCGCCUCCCCUCUAUCUGCAAUGUCUGCCUCACCAGUAGUGGGUACAGCGGCCAUUGGAACGGUCUUGAUGCCUCGUCAGGUUGAGGAGCCACGCCACAUUAAUGUCAACAUUGAGCUGCAAGAUAGGCGGCCGCUAAUGGAGAACCAGCCAGUCAGAGCAAACUAUCCGCCCGCUGUACAACAAAUGCACACGUCAGUAGCAGCACCACAAGUCAUGAUCACAACCUCUUCUACCACAAACGCCAACGGUUCCUCACAAAGCCUACCAGUGUUCGCUCCACCUCCAAAGGCGGCUCAAAAAGGCUCACAUUGGAGCUAUGACAACGGCAGUCGUUCUGGUUCCCGAGCAUCUUCUCCAGACCUUAAGGGACAGAAGAAACAUCGAAAGGUGUGUGAUAUGACAAGCAUAUGGCCGUUUGGAAAGAAGCGAAGCCAAAACCCUCAAGACGGAGGUCAAGAGAAGAAAAAGAAGAGAGGAGUAUGCUUCUGGGGAUGCUGCUGUUGUUUGAUAUUCUUCAUCCUGUUGGCAAUCGUUAUCCCAGUUGCCGUGGUAUUGACAAGGAAAGGCAAUGACAAUAAGCCCACCGCGACCGAGCCGAAGCCCGACGGCGGCAACCAAUGGCUUAAUCUACCAGACUACCCUCCUGUGCCUACGGGCCUGCUAACUAUUGCGCAACCUGAAGUGGUAGAGGAGGAGAGUGGUUGUGUCGCGCCUACCACACUGUGGAGCUGUGCGCUGCCGAAAGAACUCCAGCAAUCUGUUGCGCCGAACAAACCGGACCAGCCCAACUUCAAGAUUGAAAUCACGUUUGAGAACGGUAGUGCCGCAGAGUUGCCACAGUCUCGACGUGCCAAAAGGGCCUCAAACCCAGUGUCAGCCGGCGCUUUGGUCCGGUCAUUGCUUCGCACUCGCGCUACACCCUCGCCAUCCCCUGCACCUCCAUCAACUAACGAUAUGAACUUCUUGGGUAAGACGACAGAUGGCAACUCUGCUCCUUUUGAAGGCGAAGAGACUGGCUUGUUCAUCACCAUGAGCGACCCGUCGGCCAAUGCAUCGGAUCUGGUGAAGCGUGCCAAUGCAAACGACCCUACAAACAUCACUGCUGUGAUACCUCCGCCAAUGUUGGCUUCUGACGGGACUGCAGCGCCUGCAAACCUGCUUCCCUCGCCUUCUGCACAGCCCCUGCGACUGUACAAUCGGGGUAAAGAAGACGAGCAUUACGGAUUCUACACCUACUUUGAUCGAUCAAUCUUCCUGAAGCAGAUCAAUGGCACCAAUCGUGGUGGAAACCCUGCAGACACGGAUGGAGGGAGCUCCAAGGAUGCUGCUAAGCUGAGAUGCACAUACUCACAGACGCGGUUCCUGGUACAGAUAUGGACUCGCAGCAAAGAGAGCAAGCCAUUGUUACAAAAGUCUGCUUCUGGGAGUACAGAUGCAUUUAAGAGACCAGGCACCUUCCCGUAUCCAGUCACCGUCACCAUUGAUCGCCACGGUGGAGAUCCUGCCAAGAAAAACCUCUACUGCUAUGAAAUGGAGGAUGACGGCACGAUCAAGAACGAAGAGUCCAAAAAGACAUUCCAGUUUGAAGAUCGAGCAUUCGGAGGCACUCUGGUCAAGGGCACGCAGGGGCAAGGGACAGUCAGUGGGCCCAUUGACGGUGGCACUGGCGGUUGUCGUUGCCAAUGGCAGAACUGGCUCAACUAA
Bipolaris oryzae ATCC 44560 is the source of this 3051-nucleotide messenger RNA. RefSeq lists its product as uncharacterized. NCBI's taxonomy places the organism in Eukaryota, Fungi, Ascomycota, Dothideomycetes, Pleosporales, Pleosporaceae. The transcript has a single exon. The coding region runs from base 1 to 3051 and encodes 1016 amino acids. The record is from RefSeq and is a predicted model, not a curated record.